AUGUCCUACGCACCUAACUUGGAUACGGCGUUCAGUGUUUUCAAGUUCUGUUCGAUCGCCGAACUGAAUGACUACAUGAAUAAUGAAAGUAAACUCGACGAGGUCAUCCGUGAUCUACCUCAGGCAAGUUUUUCUAGAGUUAACCGAAUAUAUUUGGCACGACCGCAGAAUCCUUCACCUCGAUUCUUCAAGCAGAUGAAAGGAUGGCAAGACGAGAAAGCCAUGUUGCUGGCGACAAACAAAUCCCUGGCAGAGAAAAAUUGUAAACAUGAGCCAAGGUUGAACGAGUUGAAGAAGGAGCUCGAAAUCAAGAGCAUUUCCGCACAGGCAAUGCUGAUUGAACUUUCGGAGAAACAGUUCGUCAUUGAACGUGCUGGAGGCGUAAAGUCACCUGAUGCGAUCCUGGACUUGCUUCAGUCCGAGUACUCGUCGCUGGAAGAAAGCAGUGAAGAUUUGGCGCAGAGAUUCCUCAGCUCAGAUUACACCCCGGAAGCCUUCCUCGAUGAGUAUCUGAAACUACGGCGUCAAGUGCACUCGAAACGCGUCAAAGUGGACAAGUUGAAAGAACUGAUGAGGAACCGACGUGUGAGCACGGGCUCCUUGUCAUCGCUGAAUCCGUUACCUGUUCGAGCUGCACCUCCUCCACCUCAACCCGGUUACCCACCGUAUCCACUGCCGAGUUAUCGUCCAUGA
Molecule: messenger RNA, 693 nt
Organism: Notodromas monacha
Lineage: Eukaryota; Metazoa; Arthropoda; Ostracoda; Podocopida; Cyprididae
Source: the annotation of a GenBank genome assembly